Molecule: messenger RNA, 5113 nt
Organism: Seriola aureovittata
Lineage: Eukaryota; Metazoa; Chordata; Actinopteri; Carangiformes; Carangidae
Gene: fam163ab
Product: family with sequence similarity 163 member Ab
Exons: 6
Coding region: 1745-2236 (163 amino acids)
Source: RefSeq, a predicted model, not a curated record
UUCAAAAGACAUCAGAAAGCACAGACUUCUUAAAUAAGAAAAAAGGAACAGGUUUCAACCCAUCUGGUCAUCUUCAGGGUAGAGAUUCAUGAAAGUGGAACCACUUUAAUUUCUCUUCGUUGGAGCACUUCUUUUGCAACAUGUCUUACUAAAUAAAGGGUUGUCUGCUCUCUUUACCUCUCUCAACCUGAUCUUCUUUGUUGAAGCUUUUCAAAUACUGCAGCAUGUGGUGUUGCGUGAACCCCAAAAGGAAUUUCCCUAACUUACUCCAUCACCCGCAUCUUCUCGGCUCUUUCAGUGCUCUGAAUCUGUGAGUGUCUCAGUUUUGUGGUGCAGCACAGCCCUGUUCGGCCAGCCAAGCCUUCCAUCUCCGUAGAUAUUUUGCGUGGACUUGGUUGCAACAGUAAGUAGAUUAAGGGACCAGUGAUUGAGGGCAAAUCAAUUACUGUAGCUCAGUGGUCUGUGUUUGGGCUGGUGGGGGAGUGGGGUGGGUUGGGAUGGGGGUUACUGUUGCAUUUAUUUACUGUGUGCAGGGCGCAACCACAUUACCCAGCUUCCUUUUUCUAAUGGAAACAUCCCGAACCGACCAUCACUGUAAUGUUCAGAUUACUUUCUUCAGCUAACGUGUCUGUAGUGAUCAGCAGUGACUUUAUAAUCCCAGAUAUGUUAGUGCAUAUGUCUGCGUUCAGUGGCUUUUUUUUUUGUUGUAUUUUUUGGCAUUUAUCUUCAUUUAUUCCUAAUAUGAUGCACAUUAGGAGAUUACAAGAGGUGGCACUGUACCUUAUACUGUGUGAUCUAAAGUCUCAGUGACAUACCUCCUAUAAUUUUCUGCCACAAACUCAAUUGACAAAUGUGUAGGGACCUUACUCCGUCCUACUUCUUAUGAUAUCUUAGUGAUAUUUCCUCUAGGAACAACAAUGUGUUUCCACAUACAGGCCUUUGUUUUUUGUUUUUUUUAUAGUGUCCCUCUCUUAAAUGUACCAUAUCAAGUCCUUUGCCUGGGCAGGGAGGAUGUUGUGUGUGAUUCGGGGCGGCUCCUCUCCUCCCACCUCCUCCUCCCAGUCCGCCCAGCAGCGGACUCCGUCAUUUCGCAUUUUCGUCCCUCACUUGUUGGAUGUGUUCGUUUGAAUUUCUGUGAUUGCCCCCUUGGUGUCCCGAGAAGACCACGUUUGUGUGUGAAGGUUAAAGCGGUUUCACAGGUUACAUGCGCGUAAAAGGCGCCUGAUCCGAAGCCUUGUCGCCGUCCUUUACCUGUGUGUUUGCUCCUGUUGUCGCACCGUGACUAUGAUCCGUUUAUCGGUGUCCUCCGGUUGUGGCUUGCUCUGCUGCCGUCCCUCUGACCUCUAGUCUGCUGGUCCCAAGGCGGGAGCGUUGGGUUUUUCUGGCGGCGUUGUGCGCUCUGGACUCGGGGCUCAUCCUUGGAGAAGUUCCGCCGCAGUCCCAUGCUCAGCGCUCCUCCGCUCUCCUCCCGCACCGAUAGGAAUGCUGGUGGCUUUUCAUGGUCAAACUCCACAGGAUUAGCCCGAGUUGGACAAACGGACCAUGUAACGAGAUCAGGAGGAAGGAGCCGCCCAGCCUCUCAUCUGUCGGCAGUCAAGUUUCAUUAUGUUCAUUCAGUGUGGCUCUCCAGCGGUGUGACCUCUCAUCUUUUUGCGAUUUGACUUCUCUUCACCUUUGCAACCUUUGAACACUCUUCUGAUGUGUUAAGCAACUUUGCUGAACAGUUUGAUGGAGAGCUGGUCGGAUGACAGCUGGAACUGUUGUCAUAACCGGAGGAAUACUGGCCACAGUGAUACUUCUGUGUAUCAUAGCUGUGCUCUGUUACUGUAGACUCCAGUACUACUGCUGUAAGAAGAAUGGGUCUGACAGCGGCUCCAUCUCUCAGCAACACUUUGCCUGCAACGCCUGCAGUGUCACCGGCCUGGACGGGUCAAUCGUCACCCCUCUGUCCCUGUCACCGCCAGAGCCGCCUGGAUCCUCCAACCCCACCAAACCCAGAGGGGGGCGACGCAGCUACUGCCCCACCUGCUCACCCUACGACUCACCCUUCUACAUCCGUACCACUGAUGAGAUGCGCAACGGUGGCGAGCGCAUCACCUACAUGCCCACACACUAUGAGAACCAGGCACUGGCCAUGCCGCUGCCCGCCGUCCGAGGCUCCCUGCUGAGGGAGACUCAGCGAGGGCGGCCUCCCGAUUUCUACACCAAUACCCGAGCCAUCAGCACUGAGGUGUGACUACCCCGAAACCCCAUAACACCACCCAUUACACACACAGACACUUUUCUUUGCACUUACGCAGACACACACAAACACACACACACACACACACACACACACACACACACACACACACACACACACACACCAGCACCACCACUAACAAGACCACAGAAGUGAUUUUGACACGUACAGCAGCUCCCAGUGAGGAUCUGCUGGAUAAAGGCCCGCUGUCUGUGCAGGCUAAAUUAUCACAUGUAAUUAGGGUUUGGGGUCUGGGGGGAUUUAAGUGAGGAUUGUCUAAGCCUACUGCUGAAGACUGAAGUGUGUGAGAAGCAGGGAUGACUCUCAAACCUAGUUCCUCACUUUAUACCCGUACAUUUUAAAUGUUCCUGUUCAUAAAGACAGUAAUUCUAUAAUUGAUGGUAGAUAAAACUGUAGCUGUAAAAUGUCUUGUAAGAAAAUGUCCCUUUAUCCUCCCACAUGAAGGGCGUGGUCGUGCACCGUCUGUUGACUGUUACUGUGUCUUUACUGACUGAGGGCUAUCUUAGAUAAUUUAUGAUUUUUCCCCCUUGCUGCAUAUCUUCCCAAUGACUGCCGAAAAGACAAAAAACAAAACAAAAACAAAACCGUAUUAUGAAGUAUGUAGCAAAUAUGAAGCAAUUUUGUCGUGAGAAGCAGAACAGAGACUGAAGUACAUUUGAAAAAACGGCAAAAGGAGGAAAAAGUCAGCAUGCCCUCUGCAGUUUCCUGGAUCUCUGGAAGCAGGAAAGGUAGAAGAGAGCAGACAACUGGAGCUUUCCCUAUGCAAGCUGUCUGUCAAACGACUGCGGCUCCAGCAAUCUCCUUUCAGCUGUUUUCAUCUCAUAUACUUUUUACUGGAGGAAUAUCAUGAGCAGUGUGCACCCCCAGUGAGAUAUAACUACGGUGUACAUAUAGAUAGACCUAUGAGCAUUUCAAACUGGAUCUUGGAUACAGUAGUUCCAGCACUGAACUACCACUUUCUCCCCUAAGGCACAAACCUGUGAAUAAACAAGUAUGCCUGAGCCCUUGAACGCAACAGUGGUAAGAUGGAAGUGAACUGGGGGAAUUUCUCUUUACUGACAGUGAUGCAAAAAGUUUGAAAUGUAAAUAUUAACCAGAAAGCAACGGAAGUGUCUCUUGAUCCCACAGUCUUCUUGACGGAGAGAGAUGCACCCUGGGAUUUGAACAUGAUGUAUUUUGAAUGAGGGAGUGUGAUUUACUAGUUUGUGCUAUUUUGUCUACACACUCCUCCUAUACUCCUAUACUACUCUCAUGUUGAAUCUUUGAAAUGCAAUUAAUCAUGUCUUUUCUUUUCAUGUUUUUUUUUUUUCCACAUGUGAGAAAGUCAGAGUACACAUUUAUGUGAUUGAAAACAGUUUCACAUUGCUCAUUUUCUACAUGGCACUUACCCAACAUUGCUUGCCAUUCACAAAAAAAAAAUGUUUCCUGUGAUAUUUGUCUUUGUAUUUCUAUGUACAGCAGGGCUCAGUGAGGCAGUGACUAAGCAGUGCAGGAAACCUUACGGACUUGCAUGGUGUGAUAACGUUGGAUAAUUUUGGGGCAGGCCUGGUUUUGUCAUUCAAGCAUUAGAAAAAAAUGCACUCCCCAACCUCUUUUCAGCUGUGCAUAUAACAUAAUUAGAACCCAUUCAUCAGCAGCUACUUCAUUUAUUUCACAAUUACUUUUUCAUCAAGGUUAAAUAGAAGCCAACUGCAGUGCUGUUAUACUGUACAUCUUUACACAACAAUUGUGGGUUUUCUCUGGAUGAACUAAAAAGGGCAAAUAAAUGUACAGAGGACUGGCCAAAUGAAAGUUCAUCACUAAAGAUCAACAUGUUUGCUUUUAGGAGAAGUGGUGAAAUCUAUCCAUACACAUCUGAGCUAGAAUCUCUAAGGAGGAUUCAGUGGAAUAAAAACAGUGUUUAUCCAUGUUGUUGUCCACUACCACAGCUAAGGAUUCAUUGUCAUCAUUCAUUUAUUUACCCAUUGUAUUAACUAUAUAUUUUACUACUUACUUAACUAGUUAUCUUUGAACAUAGAAAAACAAUGAAUUUUUAGAAAUGUGGUUAAAAAACGUCAAAUCAUACAUGAUAAAUACAGAUAAAAAACAGUAAUAUUUGACAGUGUUAACUUUUGACAAUUAAAGAUUUGUAACUGCUUGAAAUUGUUUAUUGUGUGAUUGCUGACAAGACUACACACACACAUUCACACACACAAGUGAGCAGUGUUAUACGUAUUCAAUUGGAAAUAUUAAAUUAACUUGAGUUUCAUCAAGAUGCCAGAAGUCUGACCUCCAGAUAAUGAUUGUCAUGAGGUAAACAACCACUAAUUUUUGGAACAAAGCAUUAAUCUAUCUUAUGAUUUUCCCUAAAUGAUGCCUUCUUUGGUAAAACAAAAGCUUUCUAUAACUUAACAACAUAUUUUCUCAUUUUGAACAUCCAAUGAGAAAGGAGUAAAUGUUGAAAUAAUACUACCUGAUGGGGAAGUAAUGUUCCCAAAAGCCCUUUGUAUAACUAAAAUGCACAAUAAUACAUAUGUUUAUUAUAUGUUUAUUAGUUAUACAGUUAUGUUUUAGGCACAUUAGAUGUUUAGCGUCUUAUCCAACACCAUCAUGGAGGUGUCUGAUCAGUCCUACAUUCAUUCAGUGAGACAGACUAAUUUAGCUUUAGCUUUGGAUUGAGCGUUUUCUGUAUACUGCACUUUGUAUGAAAUUGACUGAUAAAUAAAAAAAAAUCAUGGCCUUAUUUUUGAAAGCAUCCCCACUUUACUUUUGGUGCCUAAAACUUCAAUCUAUCUAUCUAUCUAUCUAUCUAUCUAUCUAUCUAUCUAUCUAUCUAUCUAUCUAUCUAUCUAUAUAUAUAUAUAUAAAUAU